Molecule: messenger RNA, 1069 nt
Organism: Solenopsis invicta (red fire ant)
Lineage: Eukaryota; Metazoa; Arthropoda; Insecta; Hymenoptera; Formicidae
Product: 15-hydroxyprostaglandin dehydrogenase [NAD(+)]-like
Exons: 1
Coding region: 177-965 (262 amino acids)
Cellular component (GO): cytoplasm
Molecular function (GO): oxidoreductase activity, acting on the CH-OH group of donors, NAD or NADP as acceptor
Source: RefSeq, a predicted model, not a curated record
AUUAUUCCACAGCAGUGUCUAUAUAACGAGUACAAGUUACAUACACACGUUGCCACACUUUCGCAGUUUACAAAUCAGUAUCUUCUUGUAUUUCCUCGAAAGUAAUCCUCUACUAAGAUUCAUUACAGAAUUAUAUUUUAAGAAAACAUUUAAUAAAAAUCCGAGAGAUCAGCGUAAUGUACAACGUACAAAGUAAAACUGUAAUGAUCACUGGAGCAGGUUCUGGAUUAGGUUACAAGUACGCCGAGAUAUUGCUUUGCAAUAGUGCAAAGAAGGUUGCCGUGGUCGACUUGCCAACAUCGAACGGCCAGAAUGCGGUAGCUACUUUGGAGGACAAAUUUGGGAAGGGCCGUGUCAUCUUCAUUGCCUGCGACGUGACAAAAGCUGACGAUUUGAAGAAGGCGUUCAAGAAAACCAUCGACGAGUUUAAAGAGCUCGAUAUUCUUAUCAACAACGCAGGCAUAUUGAAUGAUAAUGUAUGGGAGAAAACAUUCGACAUUAAUGUCAAGGCGCUAAUUCGCGGCUCUGUGUUGGCGUUCGAUUAUAUGGGGAAACACAAAGGCGGUAAGGGUGGCGUCAUCGUCAACAUCUCAUCCGUGGCCGGAUUGGAACCAACUUUUAUUUCAAUGUAUUCCGCUUCGAAAUAUGCCGUUUUAGGAUUCAGCCAAUCUCUGGCGAAAAUGUACGACAAGACCGGAGUGCGAGUUGUUAUAAUGUGCCCGGGAGUUACACUUACAGCGUUGGUGGCAAAUAUUCAAGAAAAGAUAUACGAUUCUUUUCGAGAUCUGAUAGACACUGAUGCUGAAAUGGAUAACUAUCCGACACAAACAACUGAUAAUGUGGCACUUGCAAUGUUAGAUCUCAUCCAGAAAGGUGAAAACGGAGCGGCUUGGGUCAGCGAAGGUGGCCAACCGCCAUACGCUGUGGAUUUUCCUCAUUAUUCCAAGCGAUCUCUGUCUGUAUAAAGUUGAUAUUUGAUGACUUAUCUUACUCUACUUUUUAAUCAUUUUACACGAUAACCAGCAAUUGUUACAGCAUAUGUGUUAAAAAUUAUAAAAUAACAUUUCAA